AUGUUGUCUACAGGGGAUCUGCAGAACUAUCUACGUAAACUACAAACAGAGUUACGCUUGAUUAAAUUUCGUGAUGUUGAUUAUAAAUCACUUCAAGCAGGCAAUCCAUGUGAAUUAUUAAAAAUUUAUCAUUAUGUUUUUCUUGAUUUUAAUCCAUUGUUUGCUAAAAAUCUACUUGACAAAUGUAACUGCGAUUUCUAUGGCAAAACUGACAGUCAUUUUAUUGAUACGAUGUAUAAAGCAUUACGCGAUCAUUUCAGUUAUAAACCACCUGUAACCAAAGAACAAUUUUUCAUAACAGGUUUUGCCGAAAGAAAAUUACAAAUGGCAUGUGACGUGAUUGCACUUGUCAGACAACAAUGUAAAGAAAUUAAUUUAAUUCAACAGCAACAACAACAAAAAAGAUCUGGAGCUAGUUCAGCCCGUUUAACUAAUGGUGAUAGAGAAAAGAAACGAAUAUCAUCUAGCACACAAUCACCAUUGGGUGCAAAUGUAUUUCAUCCAUUACGUGACAUGGGUUUGGAAACGAGUAAAAAAAUCGACCAUGAUAUUGAUGAAUUUGCAUCAAUUCAAAAAUAUCAUGAAAAUCAUCAUUUAACAAUGCCAAAGCAACAACAUAUUGAAAAUUGGUUAGAUGGAUCAGAGUUCGAAUCAUCUACACAUCCUCAAAAGCAGCCUCAAUUGAAUGAACCUAUACCAGUAUCAAUAAUAAGUCGUUUAGAAGAACAAAUUCAAAUGUUAAAAGUUAAAGUUGAAGAUAUUAAUGCACGACUCGAAAAUGUAACUUCAAUUCUACAAGAAACUCAUUCAGGAAAUAAUCUCUCAUCAUCAGCAGAUAUCUCAAAUUUUAAUGCACGUCUUGUUAUUGUUGAAAAUGAAUUAUCUAUGUUACGACGAAAAACACCUCAAAAUAAUGAAAAUCGUGUCAAUGUCAUCGAACCACGACAAAAACAAACAUUCGUACCUCAAGGUAUUCUUGUUGACUCUGAUGAAGAUGAAAAUAUAGUUAAAAGUUAUGCUGUCGAAGAGUCAACUGAAGAUUUUGAUAUUGUUGAAAGAGCUCGAUCAUUACUUGAAAAUGCUGAUCAAUGUAAUCGUGAUCUAUUGAAAAAAAUACAAACAAAAUCAUAG
Molecule: messenger RNA, 1131 nt
Organism: Rotaria socialis
Lineage: Eukaryota; Metazoa; Rotifera; Eurotatoria; Philodinida; Philodinidae
Source: the annotation of a GenBank genome assembly